Angiostrongylus costaricensis is the source of this 378-nucleotide messenger RNA. The record is from the annotation of a GenBank genome assembly. Lineage: Eukaryota; Metazoa; Nematoda; Chromadorea; Rhabditida; Metastrongylidae.
AUGUUUCCUCUCGAGACUCGCUGUUUUGAAGAGGAGAUUCGUGAGAUCGUGAGGCAAGCAUUUCCACGUCGACAUCUUCCUGUGCGAUUUUAAAAUCGGUCUUUCAAGUUAUUAUACGACUACGACAUGUACGUCAGUGAAGCUGUAUACAGAAGGGGUUUUCUCGGUCAACUUCCAAUACACCUGGAUUCAUCCCGUAUCUUCGCCUCGUUCGAGGGAAGCAGUUCUCUACGGUUAAUAAUGCUCGGAAACCGUUUUCUGGACGAAUUUGUUUAUCACGGCACGGAGACCGUUGUUGGUAAGGAGGCUAGGAGGAGUGUUCCAGCUGUCCUUGUACACUGGGCUUCGACACUUAUGGAGACGUUCUCACCACGAUAA